Molecule: messenger RNA, 252 nt
Organism: Colletotrichum phormii
Lineage: Eukaryota; Fungi; Ascomycota; Sordariomycetes; Glomerellales; Glomerellaceae
Exons: 1
Source: RefSeq, a predicted model, not a curated record
ACUACGGAAGAAGGAGAGACGGAUGCCGCUGCUACGGCCAACAAGCCAGCACGAUCUCGGCAAGCCCGCUCAGUGACGCCAGAAGACGCGGAGGACCAGGAGGCCGACCUCACCACACUUACCAUGGGCGAUUUGACACGAGACCUCCGUAUCGGCAAAAAGUUCAGCAGACACGACGAGCUGCUCCAGCGUCACCGCGACAAGCAGGCCAAGUCUAGGGAGAGACUCAAGGCGAAGAGGAACGGCUCGGAG